This is a messenger RNA of Ylistrum balloti, 3023 nucleotides long. RefSeq names its product ER membrane protein complex subunit 7-like. Gene Ontology annotation, cellular component: EMC complex. Gene Ontology annotation, molecular function: carbohydrate binding. The record is from RefSeq and is a predicted model, not a curated record. Lineage: Eukaryota; Metazoa; Mollusca; Bivalvia; Pectinida; Pectinidae. The transcript is spliced from 4 exons. The coding region runs from base 20 to 715 and encodes 231 amino acids.
GUCCACUUCCGGUUUGGUCAUGAUGAAGAUGGAUUUCCAGUUGAAUUAUUUCGUGUUGUAUGGACUAGUUUUUGCUUUAAAUGUUAUUUUUUCCGUUGUAUGUGAUGAAUCAGUUGAUUUCGAGUCAAAUGGGCUUUUUAAAAUCGACGGGAAGGUAGACUUAAACUCAUACAGAGACAAGGAGUGGAUGAUGCAAACCCGGGUGUUGGUUGACGGUGGAAAUUACGUUGGAUUGUUAAGGGCAGAUGGUUCCUUUACUAUCAAUGGAGUUCCAUCAGGUUCUUAUGUAGUGGAAGUUUCACAUCCAAAUUUCAUAUUUGAUGCAGCAAGAGUUGAUAUUACAUCAAAAGGCAAAAUGAGGGCCAGAAAAGUCAACUACCUGCAGCCAUCCCUAGUGAAAAAUAUACAGUAUCCAUUAGAAAUUAAGGAAAGAAUGAAAGCAAAUUAUUUCCAAACAAGAGAACAGUGGAGAUUUCAAGACUUCUUGAUGAACCCUAUGGUACUAACUAUGGUACUACCACUGUUUUUAAUCAUGGUCUUACCAAAGAUGAUGAAUGCAGCUGACCCAGGGGCACAAAAGGAAAUGCAGAAUCAGAUGAAAGCUUUGAAUGACAAGUCCAGUAUGCCUGAUAUAUCAGAGAUAUUAGCAGGGUGGCUUGGUGGCAAUGAUAACAAGAAAACAUCCAAAAGCAAAGCAGUGAAACGAAGAUCUUGACAAAGUGGAAGAUUAUGUUUUCAUUAUUAGGAUUCCAGUACUUUUAAGUCUUCUAGAUUACCAAUAAAUCAAAGCAGUUGGUUAUUUUUUUCUAUUCCGUACACUUAUCUAGAAUUAGGUUUUCAAACUUGUUGGUCAUAAUUAGUAACUCUCUCUCUCUUCUUUGUGGGCUGUAUUCUCAUAUUCAAAAUCAGUAUUGGGCAUUUAGGGCAAUAAUUUUUGUUUUAUGCUGGGUUUUUCAAUGUAAAUUUUUUCAUAUACUUUUAAUUUCUAUUAUGGCAGUUUUAGAAAAUUUUUCUUAGCUGAAGGAAAAGAAUGAAUUAUUUUGUGGGAAACAUCACAAAUUACUUUUACAAGACCAGAUAACUAUAUAUAUAUAUAUAUAUGAAUGAUGAUACUGCCCUGUCUUACUCAAAAAAGGUCCUAAGAAGCCCAUUGAACCUCUAUCUUUUGUCUUUGUGAUGUGUUUUCAAAUAUAAACUAUAAACUAUGUUAGGUCUGGCUGAUAAAAAAGGAAGUUUACAAGUAUACACAACACACCUAUGUCUAUUGUUGUUUGAUUAUUUGUAAAAAUGUUUUAUUUCAUUAAUCAUAGACGACGAAAAGUUUAUAAUCAUCCCUGUUUACUUAGGCAGACCAAUGCUUAGCAAGAACAAUCCUAAUGGUGUGACAAUAACAUAUAAGGAUUCAACUGGCUUCCCUACAUUUUAUCCAGAUAACUGAACACUACUAGCCUGAUAGGGUGUGAUGUAUACAGGGACUUUUAGAUACAAGUAUAUUCAGUGAUAAAUCUACAGGGAAGUCAUGAGUCUUGUACUCAUACAAUUUUGAUGGGACUUAACAAAUUUCUGAAGACCCUUAAAUGUUACUUUUUGGAUCUGUUGAUUUUAGCAUUAAACUGAAAAGUACUCAUGAAAAUUCACUGUAAAUUGAUCACUGUUUUAUGUGAUGUGGCAGUUGUUGAUGGUAAGUGAAAUUUAUUUGUACACUAUUUGUGAAUUAGAUCAUAAUUUAUUCCAUGUACAUACAAAACCUUCAUUGUUGAGUAAGUCAUGUAUAUUAUGUACAAACCUGUGUGUUACAAACCAAAUGCACUUGAAUUGAUUUUGUGUUAUAUAUAAGUAUAGCAUAUUUCCCGGUUUUGAGAUUUUAACUGAUGCCUUUCUGUGUGGACAGAGGUGUGGAGUGUUACCACUAGAAAGAUAUGUGGCAAACUCUCGUAAGCUGCUUUUGUAAAAUAGAUCUUUCACAGAGAACAUUGAAGUAUUGCUUUAAUACAUCAAGAGGACUAGAACUAUUAAACAUUUCAUCGUUGGUUGACGUCUUUGUGUGUAUGACAUGCGUGUAGAAGUGGCAGUGAUUGAACAGAUUCAACAGUUCCUCCUGGAAGUAGGUUGACAGUCCAGCUGUCAGGUUCUUUUUGUGUUUUGGGCAAAAUAAAAGAAAAUACUUUGCAGGUGUUCUACAUUAUUAAACACCCAUUUCCAGGCUAAUUGUGUACUCAUGAUUAGCUCAUAAAGAAACUUUUAGUCAUUUAGGUAAAAAUGUACUUACAUAUUGUGGUUAACAGGAUGUCGUAGAUAAUUAACUUAUUACAAUUGUUCUUCUUUGAAAGAGAAACAGGAUUUAUUUUGAAAGCUAUUUGCAUAAAAUAGAACAACUUCAUAGUAUUCAUUGACCCCAGAAAUAACUGUUGGGAUCUUUUUUUUUUCAAACAUUGGUAUGUUGAGAAAGGAGUACCCGGUAGAAUUUACUCAUGAACAAAAUUUGAUAGCAUUCACAUCACUAUUUUAAUUGAAAGUGUUUUUAUGCUUCACUGUACAGAUAUUCAAUAACCAAGGUUUUCGUUUCAAAGUUGUGAUUUUGUUAUGAAUUCAGAGUCUUAUGUACUGAGUUCAUUACUUACUCAGUGUAUAGUAAGUCAUAGGCGGUCUGUUAACAGAUCAUGUAAAGAGAGGAAAGACAAAUAAAAAAGUGUAAUAAGGAUUUUGUGUAAUUUAUAAUUGGAAAUAUCAAAUACCAUUUUUGUUGGUUGAUUGUCAAAAGAGGUAUAGGUUGAGCACCAGACCAGUAAGUCAGAGGUCAAAGUUAAAAUCCUAGUGGAGGCAUUGAAACAAAUGAUGACCUCUGUUACAUACUGACAGUAUCACAGUUCAAAUUAGAGAAGUAAUGUGGAGUUUGGUAAUUUCUUGAUCUUUUUAAGACCCAGAGAAUGGAAGGUUGGACCCUUUUUUAAUUGAUCUCCUAGAAGUGUUCAAAAGAUUAUAUUGUUGUUUUUAUUGUAAAUAAAUGACAAAUAUUGAUUUUC